This is a messenger RNA of Ilex paraguariensis (yerba mate), 1934 nucleotides long. Lineage: Eukaryota; Viridiplantae; Streptophyta; Magnoliopsida; Aquifoliales; Aquifoliaceae. The record is from the annotation of a GenBank genome assembly.
AAGUUCUCGUACAAUUCGGUAUUUCUAACUCGAAAUCUAUUGUAUUUCACUAUUAGGUUCAAUGAUUCAUGUAAUCUCCCAAAAUCUGCGACGUAUAAAACCUAGCACCAUCAAUGGCUCUUUGUUCUCAGCACCAUCUUUCAGAACGUCGAAUAGAGAAAAUUCAACAGACCCACAAUCUCUCACGCUCUCUUUCCUCUCAAAUUCAUGUGGGUUUUCCUCAGAAUCAGCUAGUUCAACUUGUAGGAAGCUCAAUAUUGGAAAAAAGGAACAAUCAGAUUCAGUCUUGAUACUUUUGAAGUCCCAUGGGUUGAAAGAGACUGACAUUCGAUAUUUGAUUACUAGCCGUCCAGCGAUUCUUAUGGUUGAUGCUAACAAAACCCUUAAUCACAAUAUUGAGUUACUUGGUUCUUUGGGAUUUUCUGGCACUAAACUUGUGAAAAUUAUCAACAAAUUGCCAAGGAUUCUGGAGACGUCAAAGGCAAAAUUAGUGGUUGAAUUCUUCACCGCUUAUGGUUUCAGUGAAGAACAAAUCACAGAUAUGAUAUUGAGGUGCCCAAAACUAUUUUCCUAUUGGCCAACUGUGCUCAAGGCAACCUUAGAGAACCGAUUAAUUUCUGGUACCGUGGUCCUUAAGCGUAUCGUUCUCAUAGAUGAGAAUGUAUUGAAAGCCAUCAGAGCAGACAUCUGUAUAAUCAGAGGUGAUCUGAAGAAUAUGUUGGAACCCAAUUUUCGGACUUUGAUUAGCCUUGGGGUACCCAAGGCCAACAUUCUGAAGUCGAUCUUGUUUCGACCCAGAUGGCUGUUACGAAGACCUGAGCAAUUUAGCAAGAUAGUUCAGGAAGUUACAAUCUUAGGUUUUGAUCCUAAAAAGAUGAAAUUUGUUCUAGCCCUCCAUUCACUGUCAUCCUUGAGUAGAUCAAAAUGUGAAGAGAAAAUAAAAGUUUUUAGCAGUUUUGGUUUGUCUAGAGAUGAGUUCUUUUUAGCAUUUGAAUUGCAAUCUAUUUGUAUGCUCACUUCAGCCAAAAAGUUUAGGAAAAUUAUGAGUUUCUUUGUGCAAAAACUGAAUUUUCAGCCUUCAUCGAUCUUCAGGCAUCCAAACCUUUUUCUGCUUAGUUUGGAGAAGAGGAUUAUUCCAGGGUGCUCGGUCUUGCAACUUCUGAUGUCCAAAGAUCUGUUUGAGUGGAAUAACAGCUUAAUGAGGGUAUUUUUAAUGACAGAGAAGAUUUUCUUGGAGAAUUUUGUUACCAAAUAUCAGCACUUGGUUCCUGAAGUUGUUAAGGGACACGAAUGCAAGAGAGAGUUUCAAGGGUUUAACCUAAAUCAGCCGGUCAAGUUGUUUCAGAAAAUGCCUACUGCUUGUAUAAUGUCAUGUCCAAGGUCAAAUGAUCCUUAGCUUUAGGUUGAAUUGGGGCAAUUAAAAUGGAGCAGGGAGUUAUAAGGCCAGCUUGUCUCUGGUAUCUAUUUUUGCAGGAGGACACAGAGGACACAAGGGGAUGGUCAUGAGAAUAUUGCAGUGGAUGUAGACUAGUUUAACUUGAGCUGAACACCACUAGCAGAAAACUUUGCGCAUUCUUUUUUGGUGGAGUGGAGCACCAGCACAAGCUAACCACAAUUAAGGAGAGAAUUGCUUGGCAUCUGGUAAGCCCAUUGGAUAGUUAACAUCAACAAACUGACCAUUUCGUCUGCUGAAGGGAUUUUAAGUAUGUUCUAUGUCUUUAACUCUUAAGCCUUAUGAUUGGGUGUUUAUUUAAAAUUAUGCAAGCAUUCUCUAAUCUUUGAAGAUGAUACUUAAAAAAGGGUUGUCUGCAGAUCAUGCUCUGCUACCUUGUGUGAAUUGCUUAAUUUUUGGACCUCAAAUGGAUAUCAGUUUUGUCUGCUGUUAUUUUUGGAUACUGAAAUAUUAAUCAUGUAGUUUUUUAGUUGUCUGGUUA